GGGUUAAAACGGCGUUCUGCGUCGCUGUAGGCAGUUAGGACACUCCAAUACAAUGAAAAAUAGAAUCAAGCUGAUUUAGUCGCUGUCACUCGCUCGCUAUCGGCCGAUACAGAUGUUGAACCGAUGUAUCCCUCGUAUCUGGUUAAAGCUUCUUAAAUAGGAGGACUUGCAGCAUUUUGUGUCGUGUUAAAGUAUAAACGAAUCCGUUGUUCAUGAAAUAGUGACCUCAGUGCGUCUGAAGGUGCGUGAUCUUUAAAGGUGUUAUCACGUCCUCCAGGUGAGCUGGUGCUGUGCAGAGCACCUGCUCAGACACUGCGGUGUGAAGACAUCGAUCCAUCCUCCGGACGGGGCGCCACACAGGGGACGCCGGCUGCAGGUGAGACGGCCAAACCGACGACCGCGGUCAUCAAAGUGGAGGACGACGAUGAGACCUGGGGCUGCUCUGCUCAGGACAAUCUUAUUCCUGUUGUUGACGAACAGACGACAGACGCAGAAGCUCCGCCCCUGCUGACUAAACAGGAAGUAACGGAGGAAGGUGGCGGUUCUACUCGAGCUUGGGCGAGCGAGGAAGUCAGCUCCACUUCAGUGUGCGUCCAGAAUACGACAAACACCAGCCAGAGUUUAGAAACCGGCAGCUUCGACUGUCUGAUGUUCGAGCCACAGCUUCAGCACGGCUCAAUGAGUACCCAGAAUCCUUUGCCAGAGGAUCCCAGCUGCUCGUACGCGUCGAACACCAGAGGGAGAGUUUCAGCUGCGUCCGAUUCGGGCAGCGUUUCUUUCACCGUCGGGGAGCUGAGCCCGCCGGUGGCAGAGUGCAGACAGCCUGCAGGCUUACAGAACAACCAGCAGAUGGCGCUGCAGCUUCCUGCGAGAAAAGAGACGAGAGAGAGGCAAAGUGCUUUCCUCAGACGGGACCGGUGGAGACAUCUGGACGCCGCGAGCAGGGUGUCCAGUAACAGCGGGGAGGACAGCGCGGGGAAAACGUUUGUGUGCAACUACUGCGGGAAAACUCUGGCCUGCCUGAAGAACCUGAAGACCCACAUGAGGGUCCACACGGGCGAGAAGCCGUACGUCUGCAUGCUCUGCGGAAAACGCUUCUCCGACCCCAGCAACCUGAAACGCCACCAGAGGGUGCACACGGGAGAGAAACGCUACAACUGCGUCCACUGCGGCAAACGCUUCGCCCAGUCGGGAUCCCUGAAGGUCCACAUGAGCGUGCACACGGACUGCAAGCAGUUCAGGUGCUCGCACUGCGGCAAGAUCUUCAUCUCCAGCAGCCACCUGCGCCGCCACGUCACCACGCACGCUGAAGAGAAUAGAUUAACGCUUUAG
This is a messenger RNA of Labrus bergylta (ballan wrasse), 1332 nucleotides long. The record is from RefSeq and is a predicted model, not a curated record. NCBI's taxonomy places the organism in Eukaryota, Metazoa, Chordata, Actinopteri, Labriformes, Labridae.